Messenger RNA from Colletotrichum truncatum, 3228 nucleotides. RefSeq names its product 60s ribosomal protein l19. The record is from RefSeq and is a predicted model, not a curated record. Lineage: Eukaryota; Fungi; Ascomycota; Sordariomycetes; Glomerellales; Glomerellaceae.
AUGAGCUCGUCGACUAGCAACCAAUGGCCUCCUAGGCGGCCUUCCAAGCGGAGUAAACUCCGAAAUGGCACAUUCAUCGUCCCAGGCACCGGAGAACGCAGUCGCCGCCAGUUUUCCCUCCGGGGAUCGAGCAUCGAGAUUCCUUCUCCCGAAAUAGACGGGUACCGAUCGCUUUUAUCUGCCGAGACGACCAGCGAGUCCUUCGAUGUUUUAAAGCAUAACAUAAAAACCAGCGCUCUCCACUUCUGGGACUGGCUGCUCUCACCAGCUGGUAAAGGCGUCCUAAAAUGCACGGUCGCAUAUCUCCUUGGUAGUAUGGCGACAUUCCUUGCGCCCAUCUCAGGCUUCCUGGGCAAGCCUGACGGAAAGCACGUUGUCGCGACUUUGACGGUUUAUUUUCACGCAAGUCGAACGUGGGGUUCCAUGGUUGAGGCUGUCGCCAUAGCGACCAUCGCCGUCUUAUACGCUGAGAUUAUCUCCGUUCUAUCUAUGGCCUUUUCCGUCGUUGUUGGUGGAAAGCUCGGUCUUAUUCCCUUGUCACACGUCCUUAUCCUCAUUUUCUGUAUUGGUGGCGGUCUUGGCUUUAUUGGUUGGGUGAAGCAGAGACUUAACAAUCCUUUAGUCAACGUAGGUUGUACCCUCGCAUCGAUUGCCAUCAUUGCCGUCGUCACCAGAGAGGAAGCGAUCCACGAAGGACACUUUUCAGAGGCGAAGAUCGUGCAAGUUUUGAAGAUGUUGGUGAUGGGCAUUACCAUUACUAUGACAGUCAACUUGUUGAUAUGGCGGGUGUCCGCAAGAGCAAUUCUGCGUACCUCCAUGAACGCCGCUGCUGUGUCUCUUGCAGACAUGCUUUCUAUGAUAACUCGCGGCUUUUUGAACGGUUCCGAGAACGAAAUCAUGUCGGGGGACUUCGCCCAUGUUGUCGGGCAGUACAAAGCUACAUAUGGUAAGAUGACUAAGAGUUUAAGAGAAUCGAAGCUCGAGCAUUGGGUUUUGGGACGCGAAAAGAUUUAUGUUUUAGAAAAAGCUUUGGUCAAGUCGCUUGAAUCUCUUUCCCAGGCCAUCGGAGGCUUGAGAAGUGCGGCGAACACGCAGUUCACUCUCCUGAAAGAGCUGCCCCAGGAUCCGAUGGCCGGACAGCUGUCUCCUGGCAGCACAGUUUUUUCUCCAACACUAUCCCGGGCCAUGUCCCAGUAUCUCAAGGGCUCGCGAGAUCGGUUUGCGACAUUGGCAUCUAUUGAGGAGGAUGACGAAUUUGAGGAUGACUUUGAUAGUCAUACAAGCCCCGAAGCGACGCCCGAUGGACCUCCACCAACGCUUCCCACGUUUCGCUCUCCAAGUGAGAUUUUUGAGCUUUUUAUAGCCUUGCUGGGCCCAUCAAUGAAGUCAUUGGCUUAUACACUUUCCGAGAUCUUAAGAGAACAGGCCUUUGCUGCUGGUCCAGAUUCCAAGAUUACGGUUAACCCGCAUUUUAAGCACAGUCUGCAGGAUGCCAUGUCGCUGUACAACCACGCAAGGACCAAUGCACUCCAAGAACUCUACAACAGCAUUGAACUUGGGCGGUCGAGAUCGGAGAAGAUCCAAGCAGAUAUCGAAGAAGUUGCAGCCGCAUGCGGUCACUUUAGUUUCAGUUUGCAACACGUUGCGGAGGAUAUUGAUGCCUACCUAACAGCUCUGGAGGAGCUCAAAUACGCUCGGGAGAUGGGCUCUCACAGCUGGGACUGGCUCAAGCCCUGGAAAUAUGGCAGGUCAACUGCCCAGCCAAAGGAGCCAGACCCAGUUAACCUGGACACCGAAAGUUUGUUGCAACAACCCAUGGAACCUGAUGAGCAACCUGUCCGGCCCAUCAGAAAAUCUGCUGUUCCUCGAGGUAUACCGGACACCAUGAUCAACCGCAGAGACACCUUUAGUUGGGACGCCGCACCAAAUGCGAGCACAAUUCUGCGGAUGCUCUCACAAUAUAUCCUAAAGUGCUUGAGGGUUUUAGCUCGCGAUGAUAUUCGAUUUGGUGUCAAAGUCGGCGUCGGUGCUAUGAUAUGGGCUGCCUGUGCAUUUCUUCCAGCGACGAAAGACACUUACAGAUAUUGGCGAGGUGAAUGGGGUCUGUUAUCCUUCAUGAUCGUCGCUUCCAUGACGGUGGGUGCUGCCAACACCACGGGUACCGCAAGAUUCAUCGGAACCAUUGCUGGGGUUACUUUCGCUAUGGUGGCUUGGGCCCUCAGUCAAGGUAACGGAGUUGUUCUCGCAUUACUCGGUUGGAUGGUGAGCUUCUUCAGCUUCUACAUGAUGUUGGUCAAGAACAAUGCCCCUUUUGGAAGAAUCACGCUAUUGGCUUGGAACGUGACGGUUCUUUAUGCCUAUUCGCUGUCACAAAAGGUAGACGAUGACGAUGAUGAUGAGGGUGGCGCCACCCCUCUAAUGUUCGAGAUUUGCUAUCAUCGGUUCAUCGCUGUCACUCUCGGUAUCUUGUACGGUAUCAUUGUGUGUCGAGCGAUUUGGCCUAUUUCUGGCAGAAAGAAGUUCAAGGAAGGUCUCUCUGUACUCUACUUGCAACUUGGACUCAUCUGGAAGCGAGGACCCCUGGCAAUCUUGCUUCGAAGUGACAACACAAGGUCUUACAUGAGAGCCGGGGAGGAGCAAGCUUUACAGAGAUAUGCCUUCAAGCUCGAAGCAUUGCGUAGCGCCGCAAAGAGCGAGUUUGAACUUCGAGGUCCUUUCCCCGAUGCAGCAUAUGGCCGCAUCAUGCAAUCAACCAGCAAAAUUCUCGACGGCUUUCACGCCAUGAGACUGGUGACUUCAAGACGUGGCCAGCUGUCCGAAGGCGAACGAGCGUUGCUUGAAUAUACAGCGCCGGAGCGCGCUCAGCUAUGUGAUCGCAUAUGCCAUGUAUUUCAGGUCUUAGCUAGCUCAAUUAUGCUAGAAUACCCGCUCACUGACGCAAUUCCGUCGGUGGUUGGCAACAAAGACCGGCUGUUGGGCAAGAUUUACCAGUUCCGAAAGGAUCACCACCCGUCCACACAGCCGUCUACUCCCGGGGAGGAGUCCAACGGAAAUGGACAUAGUAAUGUUACAAAGAAUACUAACAUCAUUGCUGAGGAGAAGGAUUACGCGUUGCUGUACGCGUACACUCUUGUCACGGCCCAGGUUGCUCAGGAGUUGUUAUAUGUUCAGCGGGAGGUUGAAAACCUGUUUGGAGUGUUGAAUACUGAGGCACUUCUGCUGCAGUAG